AUGCUCCGGGUGGCGGUGGCGGCCCUGGCGCUGGCAGCUGCCGCGGCAUUCGGCCCGCUGGCCGCGGGUGCGCGAGCCCCGCAGCAGGGCGGCCCUGCGGCCGCGGGGGGCUUCGCCGAGGACUUGCUGAGCCUGUUCGGGGAGAACCGCAGCCUCUCGGCAGCCCAGCUCUCCCACCUGCUGCAGACGCUGGGAGCUGCGCGGGAGCAGGGGGCAGCGCUGCAGGGACAGCACCACCUGCACCACAACGAGUGCAUGUCUGGUGAGGACAUCUUUUCACUUCAUGGUUUUCCAAACAACAGCCAGAUAACAAAUUCCAGCUUCUCUGCAAUAUGUCCGGCUGUCUUACAACAGCUGAUUUUUCACCCUUGUGAUAGUUCAUCAAAGCACAAGAACAAAUCUAAACCGACUCCUUCAGAAGUUUGGGGGUUUGGGUUCCUUGCUGUGACUAUCAUCAACCUGGCAUCACUCCUUGGAUUGGUUUUAACUCCUCUCUUGAAGAAGCCAUAUUUCCCCAGGAUUUUAACCUAUUUUGUGGGCUUGGCCAUUGGGACGCUCUUUUCCAAUGCGAUUUUCCAGCUAAUUCCAGAGGCAUUUGGAUUUGAUCCUAAAACUGACAACUAUGUUGAGAAAGCAGUAGCUGUGUUUGGUGGAUUCUAUAUUCUCUUCUUUGUGGAAAGGAUUCUUAAAAUGAUACUGAAGACCUAUGGCCAGACUGGCCACACUCAUUUUGAAAAUCAUGAACAGAAUCCUCCUCAGGCUAAGGGUAAUCCACCCAUACCAUUGAAAUCUGAUAAUGGGAUAACAUGCUAUGCAAAUCCAGCCAUAAUAGAGCCUAAUGGAAACCUCAGUUUUGACACAGUUAGUGUGAUCUCUGCUCAGGAAGAGAAAACCCAAAGCUGCUUAUGUUUAAAGGGACCCACUUUGUCAGAGAUUGGAACAAUUGCCUGGAUGAUCACGCUGAGUGAUGCUUUGCACAACUUCAUUGAUGGUCUGGCUAUUGGUGCGUCCUUCACCCUCUCUCUGCUUCAGGGACUUAGUACAUCUAUAGCAAUCCUAUGUGAGGAGUUUCCUCAUGAACUGGGGGAUUUUGUCAUUUUGCUAAAUGCAGGAAUGAGCACCUACCAGGCUCUGUUUUUCAACUUUAUUUCGGCAUGUUCUUGCUACAUUGGUCUGGCUUUUGGUAUAUUAGUGGGCAGCAACUUUGCUCCUAACAUUAUCUUUGCAAUAGCUGGCGGUAUGUUCCUGUACAUUUCUCUGGCAGAUAUGUUCCCAGAGAUGAGCGACAUGCUGAGGGAGAAAGUGACUGGAAGGAGAACAGAUUUAACCUUCUUCCUCAUUCAGAACGCUGGUUUACUAACAGGAUUUGCUGCUAUACUGCUGAUUACUGUGUAUGCAGGAGACAUUGAGUUGGAAUAAUGAGAUUCUGAAGAUGGCACUAAUAAUGAAGGAUAUUAGUAAAUUAGAAAUGGAAGAACUCUUGAAGUACAUAAAGGGACUUUACAUUAAUCUACCUGGUUUAAAACAAUGACCCUGUUUUCUUCUGCAAAUCACAGAAAGUUAGCCUCUUCUUUUAGGGUUCCCAAAUCAGUCCUAUAAAAUGGGCCAUCAACUUCUGAGUAUUACAAGCAAUGGAUUCAAACACUUGUGAAGGUGUCAGAUGUACCUGCACAAUGGUAAAAAGAGGAUGUUACAUUCAGUGGAUGAAGCAGGAGGCAGCUAUAUGUAUUCCAUAUGACUUGGACUUUAAAAAAAAAAUAAAAUAAAAAAAUUUGCCAGGAUGGAAAUUAGUACAAAAAGAAAAUAGUAAGGUUCAUUCUCUAGUUUUCACAGUUAAAAUUAGAUCAACUUAGAAACUGCCUGCUUUCAUGACUUGUGUUGCAGGGUUUCCCUGUAAGCAUAUAAAAAACCGCAAACGAUUUCAGAAUAGAUAUAAAUGAUUCUAAAUUCUAAUUAACACUGGAAGGAAAGAUGCAGUAAUGCUUUUGAUCUUUUCUCUUUAAGUGCAUUAAGAUUGUGGAUUUAUUUUGAGAACAAUUUUUUAAAAGUAACUUUUUAUUAAAUUUGACAAUUUAUGAAUUCUGUAAUGUUUUAAAAGGAUUGUGUAUUUUAAGUUUUACAAAUACUUUGCCUUGAAAUUUUGUUUUUAUAUUCAGACAUAUGUCAAGUUCCAUAGAUAUUACCCUGGGGGGAAAAAAAUCAAAUGUUUGGUUUAGCUUUCGUAAGGUCUCAUUGCCAACAUUGUCAGCAAACAAAGUCUUUCUGUAAUGAGUAGUUUCCUUGUACAAAAGUUCAGUGUAGCAAGGAAAAUAUUUUGUUGAAGGACCAAUCCUGCAUUGCUUGGACUCUCAAAACAUGAAUUUUUAUUGCAUCAGUUUUCCAAAAUCAUGCUUGCAGGAACCUAUUUUAAAAAAAACAUAACAGGCCUGGUAUUGUGGGUUGGAGAUUUUCCCACCUCACUUCCUACCUGUAGAGACUGGACUUUUCCCCAUUUGUUUAAAUAUAUCUUUGAGGCAAUAACAUUGAUUUGAAUAUUUUAAUUGUAUCUUGGUUUAUAAUAACAUUAUAUAAAUGUUAUAUUUCAGGGUUGCUAAAAGAUGGAACAAGUUUAAAGCAAAGUGCAUGGGAAUGCUAAGUGUUAUUGGUUAGGCUUGACUUUAGAAAUAUGUAUACAAUAUAAAUAUUUUGUACGGUAUGCUUUAAAAACUGUAUUUAUCAGCCAUCCAAAUUUCAGGUCUCUGGAAGGAAAGGUAUAUGGACAUCACCCAAUAUUCUCUCUCUCUCAGAUUUAAAAAAAAAAUUCUAUCUGUUGGCUCCUUUGGUUUUAUUUCCUUCUACUGUGUGUGAUAAGGACAAGACAGAGCGAGCCUGCAUAGUGAUCAGUCCCUGGAACAGCUGCAGUUUUUAUGCAGGUGAUCAUUCCCCAUUGAUCAAAUCAUAUACUCAUAUAGCACUUUUCAUCCAUGGAGCCGAAGACACUUUGCAAAGGAGAUUAAGUACUGUCUCCGUGUUACUGGUGAGGUAACAGAAGGUCACACAGCAGGUCAAUGGCAGAGCCAGGAAGAGAUCCCAGGUCUGAUUUACAGUCUAGAUUCAUAGAUCCAAGGCCAGAAGGGGUCACUGAUCAUCUAGUCUGAUCUGUAUAACAAAGCUACAGAAUGUCUGUAAAAUUGUUCUUGGACCAUAUCUUUUAGAAAAAAUUCUGAUCUUGAUUUAGAAGUUGUCACUGAUAGAGAAUUCACCACAACCCUUAGUUGUUCCAAUAGUUAGUUACUCUCACUGUUAAAAAUUUACAUCCU
Molecule: messenger RNA, 3299 nt
Organism: Gopherus evgoodei (Goodes thornscrub tortoise)
Lineage: Eukaryota; Metazoa; Chordata; Testudines; Testudinidae
Gene: SLC39A8
Product: solute carrier family 39 member 8
Exons: 8
Coding region: 1-1419 (472 amino acids)
Biological process (GO): intracellular zinc ion homeostasis; zinc ion import across plasma membrane
Cellular component (GO): membrane
Molecular function (GO): zinc ion transmembrane transporter activity
Source: RefSeq, a predicted model, not a curated record